This is a messenger RNA of Gavia stellata (red-throated loon), 1154 nucleotides long. Its product is annotated as uracil phosphoribosyltransferase homolog. The transcript is spliced from 7 exons. Lineage: Eukaryota; Metazoa; Chordata; Aves; Gaviiformes; Gaviidae. The record is from RefSeq and is a predicted model, not a curated record. The coding region runs from base 1 to 840 and encodes 279 amino acids.
AUGGAGGCGAUGCCCUGCCAGAACCAGCGGCUGGGCCCGCGGCCGCAGGACGAGCAGCCGGCGGCGGCGACAGCGACAGCGGGCGGCGGCUCCCGGCUGAUCCGCUUCGCGGAGCCCGGCGAGGACAGCGGCAGCCCCAGCCCGGACAGCAGCAGCAGCAACGGGGGGGUGGUGGUGGCGGCGGCGGCGCCGCCGAUCCCCGCCGGGGAGGGCGGCGCGCCGCCGCUCGGGCCGCAGCUGAAGCUGCUGCCCAUGAACGACCAGCUCCGGGAGCUCCAGACGAUCAUCAGGGACAAGAAAUCCAGUAGAGGAGACUUCGUAUUUUCUGCUGAUCGUCUGAUCAGACUUGUGGUUGAAGAGGGACUGAAUCAACUGCCUUACACAGAAUGUACCGUGACCACUCCAACAGGACACAAGUAUGAAGGAGUCAGAUUUGAAAAGGGAAACUGCGGAGUCAGCAUAAUGAGAAGCGGAGAGGCAAUGGAACAAGGUUUACGAGACUGCUGUAGAUCAAUCCGCAUAGGAAAAAUCCUGAUACAGAGUGACGAGGAGACUCAAAGAGCGAAAGUGUACUAUGCGAAGUUUCCACCAGACAUUUACAGGAGAAAAGUUCUUCUUAUGUACCCAAUACUAAGUACUGGUAAUACUGUUAUUGAGGCUGUCAAAGUUCUUGUAGAACAUGGCGUACAACCAAGUGUCAUUAUCCUGCUAAGCCUAUUCUCCACACCUCACGGUGCCAAAUCUAUCAUCCAGGAAUUCCCAGAGAUCACCAUUUUAACUACAGAAGUUCAUCCUGUUGCACCAACACACUUUGGACAGAAGUAUUUUGGAACAGACUGACACACUCGGAACAAACGGAUGUGACUAUAGGAUGUUACGAGAGGUUUUUUUCCUACGUUUUAUUAUCAUUGAGUUGGUUGAGGGCAUGUUUAAAAAUCUUUUUGGCCAAAGGGGGAAAUACUUGACUUAAAUUAGUUCUGGUCAGCUACUGCUUGAACACCGAAUCAGGUACAGUAACAAAGCACUCUGUCAUUACAAAGUCAAGCAUCUCAAUGUUGGGGUUGUAUAAAUUGCUACACUCUCUGCUUUAACUUAUUUAUUCUUCUAUAGCCUGUCCUGUGGCUGCUUGCAAGAGCAAAAUAAAACAACGAAAU